GGCACGCGCCCGAGCUGCGCGUCCUUUCAGCGCACUUACUGUCACUGCGCGUGUUUGUGUUGGGGCUCCGCUCGUUAUCGGCCGAAUCGCGUGGGAGAGAAUGCAAUAAUAAUAAGCUUCUGUCGCUCCUUUUUCCGUGGUUUACUGAAAGAAGAUGAGUGCCGCACACACUCCUACGGGGACCCCCGUGCAGUGCAGUCCCAGCAAUGGAGAAGGCGGGAGUCUUCCAGCUAUUACAUCGCCUCAGCACCCCGAUGCCCACUCGACACCCAUUGCUGACGCAGAGCGCAGGCGACUCGUAUCCAGCAUCCUGCAGAGCCCAUCUUUCAGGGAGGAGCUGGAUGUGCUGAUCCAGGAGCAGGUGAAGAAGGGCAGCAGCUCCUCCAGCCUGUGGGCUCUGCGUCAGAUCGCCGACUUCAUGGCCUCCCACGGCUCGCCCGGUGCCCUCCCGGUUUCCCCUUCAUCCAUGACCCUUGUAACGCCCAUAAAUGACUUGCAUGGCUGGGAGCCCAGCUCCAUGGCGAAGGGCGAACGGCUGAUGCGCUGCAAGCUGGCCAGCGUGUACCGCCUUCUGGACCUGUACGGUUGGGCCCAGCUCAGCCGCGCCCAGCUCACCCUCCGUGUCAGUAAGGAGCAGGAGCAUUUUCUAGUUCUUCCCGAUGGGCUGGCCUACUCUGAGGUUACUGCCGGCAGCCUGACAAAGGUGAAUGUCUUGGGCGAGGUUGUGGAAAGGGGAAGCACCGCGCUGGGGAUCGACACUGAUGGCUUCAGUUUGCACUCGGCAAUCUACUCGGCCCGUCCAGAUGUGCGCUGCCUGCUGCACCUUCAUACGCCAGCCACGGCCGCGGUCUCAGCCAUGAAAUGUGGCCUCCUGCCACUGUCCCAUGAAGCUUUGCUGGUUGGAGAGGUGGCCUACUUUGACUACAAUGGGGUGAUGGAGGAGAAGGAGGAUCGAGUGGAGCUGCAGAAGAGCCUAGGGCCCACCUGUAAGGUGCUGGUGCUCAGGAACCAUGGCAUCGUGGCCCUGGGGGAGUCUGUGGAGGAGGCAUUCUACACAGUCUAUCACAUCCAGGCAGCCUGUCAGAUCCAGGUGUCGGCACUGUGCAGUGCUGGGGGAGAGCAGAAUCUGAUCAUGCUGGACCGGGCCAUGCACAGGCCCAGCGCGGCCGGAACCGUGGGGUGGGCGGGAUCCACGUUCGGCCCGCUUCACAAGAGUCGGCUUGGAGAGCACGAGUUUGAGGCACUCAUGAGGACCCUGGACAAUCUGGGCUACCGCACGGGCUACGCGUACCGCUUCCCGGUCCUCCUGGAGCGGGCAAGGACCCGCAGGGAGGUGGAGGUGCCUGCCACUGUCACGUCAUUCAGCUUCGAGGAGGACGGGGCACGCACACAAGGGCGCCAGCAGCCCCACGCCCAGCGGCAGCAGCAGGAACGGACACGUUGGCUCAACACCCCCAACACCUACCAGCGAGUCAGCCAAGACCAGGCCAGCCCGGGGCACCAGCGCACCACGUGGAUGAAGACAGAUGAGGUGACACAAGGCAGUGGUACAGCCAUCAAAAUCGAGAACCCCAACCAGUUUGUGCCACUCUUCACUAACCCCCAGGAGGUGCUGGAAACACGGAACAAGAUCCGUGAGCAGAACCGCCAGGACACGAAGACAGCUGGGCCCCAGUCUCAGCUGCUGGCCGGUGUCAUAACUGAAAAGAGUCCGCCGUCCACAGAAACGGACCUGGCAGGUGGGCAAAAUGGCCUGGAGGGGGUUCCAAGUAUACCUGAGCCAGAGCCACCGAACCCCUUCAGCCAGCUGACUGACAAGGAGCUCGAAGAAUACCGACAGGAGGUGCAAAGGAAACAACAGCUUGGUCUGGAAGAUGGUGGGGAGGAGCUGGCGAAUGAGAAGGGCACUCCCCCUGCCACCCCCCCCAAAAAGUGUCCCUCCCCCACUAAUCCCCCACCCUCAGAUGAGAGCAAUCUGACAAAGAUUGAAGAUGCUGCCACAACCUUGGUACAAAAUGGGGGUGAGGAGGAUCAGAGGCAGGAGGAACUGGAAAAAGGAAUGAAAGCUUUGACUACCAACGAAACGUCACCUACCCCACCUGCUGCCCCACCCACGGCCCCGCCAUCCAAACCUGCAGGGAUCACCCCAGAGGGUUCUCCCUCUAAGUCGCCUUCCAAGAAGAAGAAGAAGUUCAAGGCCCCUUCCUUCCUUAAGAAGAGCAAAAAGCAAAAGGAGAAGGCCGAAGCUUGAGAGCAUAGAAUAUGGAACAUAGUACCAUAUUUACUCACAAACACACGGUAACAUGUAUACUAACGUUUGAGUGUGUCCUCUCACAUAAGCGUGUAUUUACUCACAGAACACAUGGCUAUUCAUUGGAGACUGCAGUAAGCUCUUAUAUCCACCUACCACUGUUAUCCUGCUAUUUUAGUUUAACUGUUGCUUGUUUAUGUGACAAAAUUAUUUCACCACAUUUUUAAAUUCAUAGUCACAAAGGUUCACGUGAUACAAAUUCUGUAUCAACCAUUUUGAGCGUUCGCAUCCACUAAGUGCACAGAUGUAUACCACAGGCAUAAAAUGAUCACCGAAAGACGAAGAAAGCCAUGUUAAACAUAUUUCCUUCAUAUUUAUUACUUUUACUCAUUAAAUAUCAUGUGUUGAAUAGAUGUAAAUACCGUGAGUAAACAUGUAGGCAGGUCUACAUAUGUGCUUUCUAUUGCUUAUCAUUUUUUUCAGUUUUGAUCCACCUGAACCACUCAUGUGAUUCUGAAGAAACAUCAGGGAAUAAUAAAUAAUAAAUAAAAUAAUCCGCAAUGUCAUGUUAAAAACAUGAUAUUAGCAAUUAAAAAGAAAAGGCUUCUUUGCAGCUUUCAUAUACAGCUAUAGCUCAGUUGUGAAAGGUACUAAACAUUCCUAUUGUGAUUUUUUUUUUUUGUCCUUUAAAUGCAUAC
This is a messenger RNA of Scleropages formosus (Asian bonytongue), 2949 nucleotides long. It is a transcript of the gene add2, whose product is annotated as adducin 2 (beta). Gene Ontology annotation, cellular component: plasma membrane; postsynaptic density; cytoskeleton. The transcript has 15 exons. Bases 155 to 2251 code for a protein of 698 amino acids. NCBI's taxonomy places the organism in Eukaryota, Metazoa, Chordata, Actinopteri, Osteoglossiformes, Osteoglossidae. Gene Ontology annotation, biological process: barbed-end actin filament capping. Gene Ontology annotation, molecular function: actin filament binding. The record is from RefSeq and is a predicted model, not a curated record.